AGGAGGAGGAGGAGAAACAAGAGAGGGACAGCUCAAUAAUCAAUGGAGAAGAAGGUGGUUUGGGCUGAGACCAGUAAGCAAUUGGGCCUUGCUGGGCCUUUAAUAUUAGCAAAUGUGUUGCAGUUUAUUCUUCAGGCGAUAUCAGUUAUGUUUGUGGGUCACCUUGGAGAGCUUGCCCUCUCUGGAGCUUCCAUGGCUGCCUCCUUCGGCUCUGUCACCGGUUUGAGCGUGCUGAUGGGCAUGGGAAGCGCAAUGGACACAUUAUGCGGUCAAGCAUUUGGAGCGAAGCAAUACCAUAUGCUAGGUAUAUAUAUGCAAAGAGCACUGAUCGUCCUCACUCUCGUAAGCGUCCCUGUCGCCUUUGUAUGGGCAUUUACCGGCCAAAUAUUGAUUGCACUUCAUCAAGACGAGCAAAUAUCGACCGAAGCAGGCUUAUAUGCUCGAUGGAUGAUCCCAUCUCUCUUUGGUUAUGGCUUGCUCCAAUGUCACAUAAAAUUUCUACAGUCGCAGAAAAUAGUGAUACCAUUGAUGAUAUGCUCAGGCAUCACAACUUUGCUGCACAUUUUGUUUUGUUGGGUUCUUGUGUUGAAAUCUAGCCUCGGUGUUAGAGGUGCAGCUAUAGCGAUAUCUUUAUCGUAUUGGGUUAACGUUUUGUUGUUAGCACUUUAUGUCAAAUUAUCUCCGGCGUGUAAAAGAACUUGGACUGGAUUUUCUAGAGAGGCUUUGAAGGAUAUUCCUAAAUUCCUUAAGCUUGCGAUACCUUCAGCUGCAAUGAUCUGCUUGGAGUUUUGGUCUUUUGAGAUUCUUGUGCUCCUUUCUGGUCUGCUUAGGAAACCCAAGCUGGAAACUUCAGUGAUGUCAAUAAUUCUCAACACUUCGUCAACAGUGUUCAUGAUCGCCAUUGGUCUCGGUUCUGCAAUAAGUACUCGUGUUUCAAAUGAACUCGGUGCUGGAAAUCCACAAGCGGCUCAUUUAGCAGUCUAUGUUGUAGUAUCACUGUCCAUUAUAGAAGGUUUGGGUGUGGGAUUGGUUCUGAUACUUGUAAGAAAUGUUUGGGGGCACGCAUACAGCAAUGAAAGGGAAGUUGUGAGAAAUGUUGCCGGAAUGAUGCCUUUCCUUUCUCUUUCUCAUUUUGUAAAUGCAAUUCAAUGUGUACUCUCAGGCACUGCAAGAGGGUGUGGUUGGCAGAAGUUUGGUGCUAUCAUUAAUCUAGGAUCUUAUUAUCUUGUGGGCAUACCGUCUUCUGUGAUCUUAGCUUUUGUGGCUCAUCUCGGAAUAAAGGGUCUUUGGAUAGGAAUCAUUUUCGCACUUUUUCUUCAGGAUGUGUUGUAUGCAAUUAUCACAGUACGCACUGACUGGGAAGUAGAAGUUAAGAAGGCAAGAGAAAGAGUUUAUGACUCAAUUGUUGUAUGUGACUCUGCAAUUUGCCCAGGAGAAACGGCAUAAAAAGAUAACUAUUUAGAUUUUACAUUCGCUUUGGGUGGAUAUAAUUCUAUUUUUUUUUUCCACACCAUCUGUAUUACUCUGCUUAUGUUUUGUAACUACUCUCGUUAUCAGUCUGUGAUUAAGAGUUGAUGUUUUAAUCUUUUAUUGGUUAAAAGAGUUCAGUAAUAUGAAUGUUUCAGUCAGUCACCAAACUUGACUGGACUUGCCUCA
Asparagus officinalis (garden asparagus) is the source of this 1656-nucleotide messenger RNA. Its product is annotated as protein DETOXIFICATION 16-like. Gene Ontology annotation, molecular function: xenobiotic transmembrane transporter activity; antiporter activity. Gene Ontology annotation, cellular component: membrane. The record is from RefSeq and is a predicted model, not a curated record. The coding region runs from base 43 to 1446 and encodes 467 amino acids. Gene Ontology annotation, biological process: xenobiotic detoxification by transmembrane export across the plasma membrane. Lineage: Eukaryota; Viridiplantae; Streptophyta; Magnoliopsida; Asparagales; Asparagaceae. The transcript is spliced from 8 exons.